Messenger RNA from Camelina sativa (false flax), 836 nucleotides. Lineage: Eukaryota; Viridiplantae; Streptophyta; Magnoliopsida; Brassicales; Brassicaceae. The record is from RefSeq and is a predicted model, not a curated record.
GUAAGGAAGAUAUUGCGAGAGCUUCAAGGGAGUGGGGAUUUUUUCAAGUGAUAAACCAUGGAAUGUCAAUGGACGUGUUAGAGAAGAUGAGACAAGAGCAAGUUAGGGUUUUUAGAGAGCCUUUUGGCAAGAAAAGUAAGUCGGAGAAAUUCUCCGCCGGGAGUUACCGGUGGGGAACGCCGUCAGCCACUUGUCUCCGGCAGCUUUCUUGGUCAGAAGCUUUUCAUGUUCCCAUGACAGAUAUUUCAGACAACAAGGACCUCACUAUUCUCAGCUCAAUAAUGGAGAAAUUUGCUUCGGAAUCGGAGGCUCUAGCAUAUCUAUUGGCAGAGGUUCUUGCAGAAAAAUCAGGACGUAAAGCAAAUUACUUCAAAGAAAACUGUGUGAGAAAUACAUGUUAUCUAAGGAUGAACCGUUAUCCACCUUGUCCGAAACCAUCGGAGGUGUACGGGUUAAUGCCACACACGGACAGUGAUUUCCUCACAAUCUUGUAUCAAGAUCAAGUCGGUGGACUCCAACUCAUCAAAGACAAUAGAUGGAUCGCCGUUAAACCGAACCCUAGAGCUCUCAUCAUCAAUAUUGGUGACUUAUUUCAGGCAUGGAGCAAUGGCAUGUACAAAAGUGUGGAACACCGUGUGAUGACGAAUCCGAAGGUGGAGAGAUUCUCAGCGGCGUAUUUUUUAUGUCCAUCAUACGACUCCGUUAUAGAGUGUUCAAGUGAUUGCCCUACUUACAGAAACUUCAGCUUCAGAGAAUUCAGACAACAAGUUCAAGAAGAUGUUAAGAAGCUUGGUUUUAAAGUUGGUCUCCCUAGGUUCCUUAAUCAUCUCUAUUAA